Drosophila mojavensis is the source of this 835-nucleotide messenger RNA. Its product is annotated as cell death protein rpr. The transcript has a single exon. The coding region runs from base 375 to 578 and encodes 67 amino acids. NCBI's taxonomy places the organism in Eukaryota, Metazoa, Arthropoda, Insecta, Diptera, Drosophilidae. The record is from RefSeq and is a predicted model, not a curated record.
GCCAGCCAGUUUGAAAUCAGCCAAAGUAGUGAGCGGACGCAGAGCCAAGCAGAGCAGCAGCAGCGAAGCAAAACAAAGUGAACGAACCGUCGAACACACACACACACAUACAAAGAUACAUUAUAUUGACGUGUGCGUAAAUGCGAACAACAUCAACAACAACAACAAAGCAUUUGUGUAGUUAAUUUAUUCAUUGUGUGCCUCGCGUGAAUCUGCAAAGAGAAAGUCUUGAGUCAGACGCAGCAAAGAAAGACAUUUAUUAAUUACAAACAAUUGUGCAAUUGAGGAAACAAAGAACACACAACGUUUUCCUUGAAAACAAUACAACAAGAACAACAACAACUAGAAGCGUAGCAGCAACAACAACACCAGCAAUGGCUGUGGCCUUCUACAUACCGGAUCAGAAGGAAAUGCUGCGCAAGGCGCGCGAACAGGAGAAACAGCUGUUGCGCCUACGUCAAUGGCAAAUGGCAACAGUUGUAUUGAACACGAUACGCCAGCUAAUGGACUCCACGGCCAGCGAGUGCGUGCAGCGAGCGGGACGUAAGUGUGGCAAGUGGCGCAAACCAUCGCAGUGAAAAGCGCAGAGUUGAGUAAACAACAACAAGAACAACAACUACAACAGUUACUACUACUUCUACUACAACAACAACAAGUCCGUCAAAAGCAAAAACCGUUGACUAUAUUAGUCUUAACUGAUGGGCUAAAACGCCGACGGCCCCAACAACAACACCAACAGCAGCAGCAGCAACAACAACAUUUUGAUCCCCCCGAAAUUCUUCCUGCUUCUAAGUUUACUCAUCAAAGCGAUUGUGAUAAUGGUUUUGUUUCUACA